AUGAUAACUCUUGCUUGGGUUAGGCAACAUCCUACUACCUGGAAAACUUUUGUCUCUAAUAGGGUGUCAGAGAUCCAGACGAGCCUGCCGCAAGCUCAGUGGUUAUUUGUCGGGUCAAAGGAUAACCCCGCGGACUGCGCGUCGCGCGGCAUCAGCGUUCAAGAACUAAAAUCGCAUUCUCGGUGGUGGACUGGGCCUCCAUGGUUACGGUCAACUUCCACACUCUGGCCGGAGCAGCCCUCUUCUCUUCGAACCGAAGGGAACAUGGAGAGACGUACCGUUCCCGUUCACUUAAUUCAGCGGUGCACAGGCGACUGGGCUCUUCCCGACCAGGUCUCUAAUUGGCCUAGGCUUUUGCGGAUCACGGCAUAUUGCCUUUUAUUCUUCUACAGGAUUAGACAACGUCUUAGGCGAGUUGAUAACGCACAAGUAAACAUAGCGCCUGAGUUGGGUGACGUUGUCAAGCAAGCUCGGAACUUCUGGAUUAUAUAUGUACAGAGAUUCAGCUUUUCGAUCGAGACUCAGGAAAUAGAGCGGGAUGACUGCCCGUCUAAAUCUAGUCCGUUGAGGAAUCUGAAUCCGUUUUUGGACUCUAAAGGUGUCCUACGUGUUGGGGGACGCCUUUCCCAGGCCUCACUGUCUUACGAUGAGAGACAUCCCAUUAUUUUACCCGGGCAUCGUAUAUCGGAUCUUAUUGUCGCGCAAGCCCACAGUCGCACGCUAUACGGCGGAACACAGUUGACUUUAAGAGUUUUACGCCAACAAUAUUGGCUUCUAAAUGCUCGAAACAUUGUAAAAUCUCACGUUCAUAGGUGUGUUGUCUGUGUUCGCCACAGGGCUAUACCGGUCCCGCAGCUCAUGGGUAAUCUGCCUGAUGUUCGAGUCAAUCCAUCCUGCCCAUUCCAACAUACCGGCGUGGAUUACGCCGGACCUUUUCUGGUGCUACCGACAGUGGGUCGCGGUCAACGCACCCACAAGGCUUAUGUGGUUGUAUUUGUUUGUUUGGCCACCAGGGCCAUACAUCUAGAACUGGCUAACAAUUAUACUAGCGAUGGUUUUUUAGCCGCUUUCAGAAGAUUCGCUUCUUGUAGAGAGUUUCCUGCCUCCUUAUUUAGCGACAAUGGCACCAAUUUUAAGGGUGCUGACAGGGAGUUGCGCCAUGCGUUCAGGGCUCUGUCCCGUAAUUCAGAACUCGUCGCGUAUUUAGCCUCCGACGGCAUAACUUGGCGGUUUAUGCCGCCCUCAGCCCCACAUUUUGGAGGAAUGUGGGAAGCGGGCGUAAAGUCCGUUAAGCACCACUUACGCCGUGUAAUUGGUGCGCAUACGCUUUCAAAUGAGGAGUUUGUCACAUUAUUGACUCAGGUAGAAUUCUGCUUGAAUUCUAGACCGAUCGCUCCCAUGUCCGAUGAUCCCUCUGAUCUUUCACCCUUAACACCGGCUCACUUCUUGAUAGGUACUUCGUUAAUCGCAGUACCUGAGGAGUCCGUCUUAAACUUAAAGAAGUCGCGACUCAAUUGUUGGCAACGUGUACAGCGGAUGCAUGAACAGUUUUGGCGGAUAUGGUCGCGAGAUUAUCUACAUACGCUACAACAGCGUUAUAAGUGGCGUCAGAAAACGGCUAACCUGAAGGUUGAUGAUCUGGUGCUAAUUAGAAACAUGUUGCUACCGCCGACCAAGUAG
Messenger RNA from Nylanderia fulva, 1680 nucleotides. RefSeq lists its product as uncharacterized. NCBI's taxonomy places the organism in Eukaryota, Metazoa, Arthropoda, Insecta, Hymenoptera, Formicidae. Gene Ontology annotation, molecular function: nucleic acid binding. The record is from RefSeq and is a predicted model, not a curated record. Gene Ontology annotation, biological process: DNA integration.